GCCAUCACUGUCAAAGAGUAGGAACCAAGCCCAAGUUUGCUUUUCAUAUUUCCUUAUUGCUGGCUGGGGAAAACCCCAGGAGCACCUGAAGGCAGAGAGGGAGGGGGUAGCACAGCAUGACGUGUCCCGCAGUGUGCAGCUGAACUAAGGGCCAUAGGGCAGCGCUGCAGGGCAGGAGGCCCCAAUUCUGGUUCCGAAACGAUCCCUGGGGGCUUUCAACGCUGCACUGAGCUCAGAACAGCCGGGUCGGCGGGGCAUGGAGGGUGCGCGCCCCAAACCUCCCCGUGACCACGGCGCCCCGCAGCCCCAGCUCCGCGGGAUAAAGAUGCUGGUCCGCGUGUUCCUCGCGCUGCUGUUCGCGGCCGCUCUGUCCGUGCUCUACGUGCUGCUGUGCCGCGAUACCGCGGGGCUCAGGGUCGGCUCCUCGUACACCGCCCCCGCAGCGCUCAGCCUGCCGGGCUACAGCCGCGUCCCCGACGGGCAGCCGCUGCGCAGAGCUCCGUGCCGCCGCUGCGCCGUCGUGUCCAGCUCGGGGCAGAUGCUGGGAUCGCACCUGGGCCGGGAGAUCGACGGGCAGGAGUGUGUGCUGCGCAUGAACCACGCUCCCACCGCCGGAUUCGAGGACGACGUGGGCACACGAAGCACCGUCCGCGUCGUGUCGCACACCAGCGUCCCGCUGCUGCUCAGGAACCAGCCCUACUUCUUCCAGCAAUCCCGAGACACCAUCUACGUCAUCUGGGGUCCCAGCAAGAAGAUGAACCGAGACAAGGGCGGCCCGACCUACCGAGCGCUGCUGAGGGUGAUGGAGAGGUACCCGCAGCUGCAGCUCUAUACACUGACAGAGGAGAAGAUGGCGUAUUGCGACGACGUCUUCCAGAAUGAGACGGGGAAGAACAGGAUGAAAUCCGGCUCCUUCCUGAGCACGGGGUGGUUCACCAUGAUCCUGGCCAUGGAGCUGUGUGAGCACAUCUGUGUCUUCGGCAUGGUCAGCGACAGCUACUGCAGCCCCCACUGUGCCGACAGGGAGAAGAACCAUUCGAGUGUGCCUUACCACUACUUUGAGAAGGGGCGGCUGGACGAGUGCAGGAUGUACCUGGUGCACGAGAGGGCCCCCCGCGCCGGGCACCGCUUCAUCACCGAGAAAGCCAUCUUCUCCCGCUGGGCCAAGAGGAAGGACAUCAUCUUCACCCACCCGUCGUGGGCAGGGGGGUAGGAGAGACAGCAGUGAGGUUGGAAGCCCCUCAAUCUGCCCAGUACUGGGGGGGGGUCUGCAGCCGCUGGGGGGGCAGCAGCGGGGACCCUGCUCCAUUGGAGUAUAUGGGAGAGGGCUGGAUCCACCCAGCCCCCCCAGCUGCAGGCCCCGAGCUGGCUUGGACCCGUGCAGGAUGGAUGUUUAACAUGGGACUCAUCCCGGGAUGGACAGCGAUGCUCUGGCACUUGGUGCCACUUAUGGGGCACGUGGAGCGGGGCCGGGACCCCCUGUCCCACAGCCCCCGUGUGCCCCCUGCCUGCAGCCCGGGGCUGCCAAACCACAAGUGCCCUUGGAUUCAAACCAAAGCCGACUUGCCCAUUAAAAGCGUUUGUAAGUCCA
Molecule: messenger RNA, 1591 nt
Organism: Coturnix japonica (Japanese quail)
Lineage: Eukaryota; Metazoa; Chordata; Aves; Galliformes; Phasianidae
Gene: ST6GALNAC4
Product: ST6 N-acetylgalactosaminide alpha-2,6-sialyltransferase 4
Biological process (GO): ganglioside biosynthetic process; oligosaccharide metabolic process
Molecular function (GO): alpha-N-acetylgalactosaminide alpha-2,6-sialyltransferase activity
Source: RefSeq, a predicted model, not a curated record